AUGGAAUACACCCCAAGAUGCACGAUAACUGACCAAGAUCCAGCGCUAAAGAUAGUAAUGCCACAAGCUAUGCCAACAACUAGGCACAGGUUCUGUAUGUGGCACAUUAUGACAAAAGUAGGGGAGAAGGUAGGGGUUGCAUUGUGGCAUAACACCGACUUCAAGAAGGUGCUAAAUAGUACCGUAUGGGAUGACACAUUGACGGUUGAUGAAUUCGAGAGAAAAUGGGACACACUUAUAAAAGACUACCAACUUGAGGAACACAGAUGGUUUGCCCAAUUGUAUGAAGCACGUGCGUUAUGGAUACCAGCGUACUUCAAUGACAUAGAAAUGGGAGGACUCCUCAGGACAACUUCACGGUCAGAAUCAGAAAACAGCUAUUUUGGUAAAUUUACAAACAACCACAGCAGCUUGGUAGAAUUUAUAGCACAAUUCAACAGUGCCAUCAGAGAGCAGCGUCAUAAGCAAAAACGACUAAUCGCAGAGAAUGAAGGUUCAUACCCUGAAACUAAAACCCCUUUGAGUAUUGAGAAGCACGCUGCUAAAGUGUACACAAUCAACGUAUUCUAUGAAUUCCAAGAAGAGGUAUGGGAAGGCAGUUUCACGUGCCACAUCACCGACAAACCCGUAGGUGACAUACGAACUUACAAAGUUGAGGAAACGGGAGGAAAAAUGUAUGAAGUAACCGAAGCUCCGAACGAGACGAAAAUAGAGUGUGCAUGCAAGAAAUUCACCCGUGUUGGUAUACUAUGCAAACACGUACUAGCAGUUAUGAAGGCAACAGGGUACGAAUCAAUCCCAGAAAGGUAUUUAGUUCCACGAUGGAGAAGAGACGCAUGUGCACACCCAAUACACGAUGUGCCGUGGGCAAAAACUACCAAUAUCCCCACCACAAAUGAAUCAUCAAGAGUAGCCAAUCAACUUUGGAGCGAAUUCUACAACUGCAUGGGAUUAGUUAGUGGUUGGCCUAACAAAAUGGACCAAAUGCUAGCAACCUUGCAACAACUGAAGCAAGACCUACAAAAGGAGCGGCAACAACCACUCGACAGUGGAAACACCGAAACUAUGUUCGAAACACUACUAGGAUCAAGCAAGCCAGGAGACAUACAAAUAAAACCACCAAAGGUCGCAAAGAACAAAGGAAGUGGGAAGAGACUCAAAAGCAACAAAGAGAAAGCAAUCACAAAGACCCAAAAGAAAAAAGAGAGGACAUGCAAUAUAUGCGACCUCCCAGGCCACAACAGCCGCACCUGUCCAGAAAAGGUAGCACCGGACGAAGCUUAG
Ipomoea nil (Japanese morning glory) is the source of this 1284-nucleotide messenger RNA. Its product is annotated as protein FAR1-RELATED SEQUENCE 5-like. The record is from RefSeq and is a predicted model, not a curated record. The coding region runs from base 1 to 1284 and encodes 427 amino acids. Gene Ontology annotation, molecular function: zinc ion binding; nucleic acid binding. The transcript has a single exon. Lineage: Eukaryota; Viridiplantae; Streptophyta; Magnoliopsida; Solanales; Convolvulaceae. Gene Ontology annotation, biological process: regulation of DNA-templated transcription.